AUGGCUUCUACUACUUUCGUGGACGGCAAGCCGACCAACAUCGAGACUCGUCUCUUUAUCAAUGGAGAGUUCGUCGAGUCGUCGGAUAAGAAGACCUUUAGUAUUUACACUCCCUCAACUCAUGAGCUGGUCGCAGAAGUCUACGAGGCCACUGUCGAGGACACCAACAGAGCAGUAGCUAUCGCCAAAGAAGUGCAGCCAGCAUGGGCCGCAUUGUCCCCAGCUCAACGUGCUGCACCCCUGAAGAAGCUGGCCGCCCUCCUGCGUCAGAACAAGGAUGAGUUUGCUUAUCUCGAGGCUGUUUCUAUGGGCCGACCCGUUGGUGGCUACAUCGAUAACAUCAUUGCUGCUAACAAGUUCGAAUCUUUCGCUGAAGCUGGAUAUACUGGCAAGGGUGUCUCAAGCUUGAAUACCCCCGGGUUUGUGAACAUGACACUCCGUCAGCCCUUUGGUGUGGUAGCGGCAAUCAUUCCCUGGAAUGUGCCCCUGGUCACUCUUGCUGGCAAGGUUGCUCCUGCUCUUAUUACCGGAAACACUGUUGUUCUCAAGAGCAGUGAAAAGGCCCCUUUGACCUCUCUCAAACUUGCUCAGCUCUCGAUCGAAGCCGGCUUCCCUCCCGGAGUACUCAAUAUCAUUUCCGGACACGGCCAAAUCAGUGGUGCAACCCUAUCGGCACACAUGGAUGUCCGCGCAAUCUCCUUCACCGGCUCCACCAGAGCUGGUAGCAUGAUUCAGACUGCUGCCGCACAAUCGAACAUGAAGAACGUCAUUUUGGAGCUUGGUGGCAAGUCACCCGCUGUUAUCUUCGAGGAUGCCGAUUUGGAAUCAGCAGCGGCCAAGACUGCCAACAGUAUUCAGUGGAACAGUGGUCAGGUUUGCAUGGCCAACUCACGAAUUUACGUCCAAGACACUAUCGCCGAAAAGUUCCUCAAGCUUUUCAACACCGCCUUCAGUUCGAUUCACCAAGGUGACCCCCUCAACCCUACCACAAACCACGGCCCAAUGGCCGAUAAGAUUCAGUUCGAGGCUGUUCGGAGAUAUAUUGCUUUGGGUAAAGAGUCUGGCACUCUCGCUCUUGGUGGUGGUUCAAAGGACGGAUUCGUGGAGCCUACCAUCUUCACCAACGUCGCACAGGAUGCCAAGAUCAUGCAGGAGGAGAUCUUCGGCCCUGUCGUGAACAUCUGUAUCUUCCACACCGAGGAAGAGGCACUUACCAAGGCCAACGAUACCGAAUACGGUCUCUACGCCGCAGUUUUCACAAAGGAUAUUAACCGGGCCAUGCGAUUCGCCAAGGGACUGGAAGCUGGAACUGUCGGUGUCAACUGCACAUCCCCAGUUACUGGCCACGAUCUCUCCUUCGGAGGAUGGAAGUCCAGUGGAGUAGGCCGAGAGGGUCUACUUGAGAGCAUCAACGCCUUCUUAGAACACAAGUCAGUCCUCAUCCAGAUAGAAUAG
Penicillium concentricum is the source of this 1455-nucleotide messenger RNA. Its product is annotated as aldehyde dehydrogenase family protein. Gene Ontology annotation, molecular function: aldehyde dehydrogenase (NAD+) activity. Lineage: Eukaryota; Fungi; Ascomycota; Eurotiomycetes; Eurotiales; Aspergillaceae. The record is from RefSeq and is a predicted model, not a curated record. Bases 1 to 1455 code for a protein of 484 amino acids. The transcript is spliced from 4 exons.